CGAGUUUGAUUCGAAGGACUCGACUUUUUGAAAACUUUUUCAUAUUUUCUUUCAUUGCUUUCUCAGUAUCAGUCAUCAUUAUGUUAGAUAAAUCGAGAUGAGACAAUGUCAAGUCAUUUCAAUGAAUAGGUUAAGCAAAACAUUAAGAUAAAUAGACAGCGAUGAAUAAAAUCCCUAUUUGUGGAUGAUAAAAAGAAUAUUAUCCCUACUGGUGACCAAAUAGGGAUUUUGAUUUGGGGAUUUUUCAAUUUAGGGAUUUUUUUUUAAAUGUAAGAUAUGUUGUAUCAAUCAUGAUUUAACAUCAUGUUCUACCUCGCUGAAAAUGUUUUUGCCAUCAAAGCCAGGUAGUGCCACGAAAACAGCACUACCAGCACUCACAUUUUGGUCACCAGAAUCCUAA
Messenger RNA from Rotaria sp. Silwood2, 400 nucleotides. The record is from the annotation of a GenBank genome assembly. Lineage: Eukaryota; Metazoa; Rotifera; Eurotatoria; Philodinida; Philodinidae.